CUUCCGACCACAAUGAGCUCUUCUCAGGAGGAAGACCGUGUCGCUCGCCAACAGGCCAUACUGGGCCUCGGGAAAACAUAUUUAUCCACCCAGUCGCUUCCCCAAGAGCCUUCUGCAAACGAAAACACCACACUGUUACCGCAGCAUGUUCAAGACGAUGAAAACUACCCUCCCACUCGCACUCGGGGCAUUGUGUGGUCCAUCCUGACUAUACUGUUUUCUGUUAGUGUUAUCAUCUUAGUGGGCUUCCCGCAAAUACUUCCCGACGCAUUGGCCCCUCUCGUUGGCCGACUACCUAAAGACCCCUUACGCGCCGCUUUACAUAUUCUGGACGGGGCCCCUGUUAUCGUUAGAUCCCCUGCUUCCCGCUCUUCCAUCGCCUUAUACGUGGCAGACUUGCCUAUUCUAAUUCGCGAGCUUUACGCAAAUAACCUCACUGCCGUCGAUCUACGACGAGAUUUUGCGGGCCAUGUUGACAUCCCGCGCUUGCAACAAGGAAAAGUUGGUGGUUUCUUCUGGUCUGUUUAUGUCGGUUGUGCAGCGCCGACGGAAGAAGGCGAAGAUUUCUUGACAGCCACUUGGCGCGUUCGGGAUACCCUCGAACAAAUAGACGUCGCAAAACUAGCCAUCGAGCAGUAUUCAGAUGUCUUUCAUUUUGCGCUAAGUUCGCAAGACAUCAGGGACGCAAUUUCAACUUAUUGGGCGUUGAAGGGUUUGCCGCUCAAUAUAUCGGUUCCAAUUAACUUGUUCAUCCUCGACAGAGGCCAUCAACUGGGCAAUUCUCUGGCAACUUUGCGUCAAUAUCACGCAUUGGGUGUUCGUUAUGUCACCUUAACGCACACUUGCCACAACGCUUUUGCCGAUUCAUGCGGCUAUGCUCCCGGUUUCCCUCCCCUCCAUGGAGGCUUGAGGCAAGUGGUUUGGCACCGCAAUCUUCCCAACUCAACUCUAUCUAGCCCCCUUGGGCUACGUCUCAUCGAUGAAAUGAACCGUCUCGGUGUUCUCGUCGAUCUUUCUCAUACUUCAGACGAGACAGCGAAGAUGGCGCUCCGUUACUCGAAGGCGCCUGUCAUUUGGUCUCAUUCCUCUGCUCGUGCUGUUCAUGAUGUGCCACGGAAUAUCCCGGACGAUGUUCUUGCCCUAGUGGGUACUGGGCGCCACCAAACUGAUGCUGUUGUAAUGAUCAAUUUCGCGCCUCAGUUCGUUGCGGACGACGGUCGAGCUGACACUGCCGCCGUGGCAGACCAUGUUGAGCAUGUCGCUCGUGUUACCGGGAAGAAACACGUUGGAAUUGGCAGCGAUUAUGAUGGCAUUGGCUCAACACCCGCAGGCCUUGAGGAUGUGUCGAAAUACCCUAACCUGUUUGCUGAGCUCUAUCGCCGCGGUUGGACGAAACACGAACUGGCUGGGCUUGCUGGUGCGAAUCUUCUGCGUAUCUUGGAGGGCGCCGAACAAACAUCGCGGGAACUGAAGGCCGCAAACACCCCACCAGCAUUCGAUCUCUAUGACAAACGUCCAGAUCUGCCGCGGAAACGGUGA
Messenger RNA from Mycena indigotica, 1539 nucleotides. Its product is annotated as Dipeptidase. The coding region runs from base 13 to 1539 and encodes 508 amino acids. Gene Ontology annotation, biological process: proteolysis. The transcript is spliced from 10 exons. The record is from RefSeq and is a predicted model, not a curated record. NCBI's taxonomy places the organism in Eukaryota, Fungi, Basidiomycota, Agaricomycetes, Agaricales, Mycenaceae. Gene Ontology annotation, molecular function: metallodipeptidase activity.